Molecule: messenger RNA, 1563 nt
Organism: Rotaria sp. Silwood1
Lineage: Eukaryota; Metazoa; Rotifera; Eurotatoria; Philodinida; Philodinidae
Source: the annotation of a GenBank genome assembly
AUGAGUACUUCAUACAUUCGUCUUUAUAUUACAAUUAUUAUUUUAUCAAUUUGUUUCGUUAUUAAUGCACAAAGUGAUCCCCUUUAUACUUUGGAAUCAACUAUAAUUUCUCAUGGUGGACAAGUACUGCGAAUAACUGAUUCACAAUACAAAGCAGCAGCUACUCUUCAUAAUAGAGCAAUACAAACGUGGCCUGAUCUCAUAUUACGUCCUGCAACUUUUGAAGAUGUUUCAUUAGCACUUUCAACUCUUUCUUCUCUUCGAAUACCUAUUCGUAUAAUGGGAGGCAGACAUAGUUAUGGUGGCUAUUGCAGUCAUCAAGGUAUAGUUAUUGAUUCUGCACUGUUAAAAGACCUCAAAUUUGAUUGGGCAACUGAAACAGUAAGAAUGCAAGCAGGUAUUAUAUGGGAUGAUGUUUAUAAAGCUUUAAAUGGAUCGGAAUAUGUUGCAAUGGGUGGAUUAUGCCCGACAGUAGGUGUUGUAGGGUUUACAUUAGGAGGUGGUUAUAAUGCGAUGUACAGUCGUUCGUAUGGUUUUGCAUCCGAUAAUGUUCUUAACUUUAUAGUAGCAUUAUACAAUGGAAGUGUUGUGACAGCAUCACCUACAACAAAUUCCGACCUUUAUUGGGCACUUCGUGGUGGUGGAGGAGGAAAUUUUGGUUAUGUUCUAGAAAUGACACAAAAAAUACAUCGCAUGAAUGGAACAAAAUUGCCUUAUGGCCAAUUUUCAUUUUUAAAUAUUACUUGGGUAAAUGUAGACAUUAGAACAGCUCUUACCAAUUGGUUAACAUUUUUAAAGAAUGUUGCUGAUGACGAUACUCGUAUUUCUUUCAAUGUAAUUGUGGCUGUUAACAGUGGAGGUAACUUUCUUAUGAUGUACUGUUCCUUUAACGGACCACAAGUAGAAAUCGAUUCAGUAUUUGAACCAUGGCUAUCACAAAAUCCGAAGCCAACCUUUUACAGUGUAUUCAACUAUACACAAAAUGAUAUAAGUAGAGUGUUGGGUAUUCCAUUCCCUGUAGUAAAUCGAGAACAUGUUUUAUCAGCUAUGGCUAUUAAUAUCACUGACGCUAUGUUGGAUGUUAUUUUGAAUUUUUAUCCUGAUUCCACUGCUGAUAUUGGAUCAUGGACGGAACUUAUUUAUCUCCAUAAUGCGAACAAAGAUAAAAAUACCGCCUAUGCUUUUCCUGAUAUUUCAUUUGAUAUUGCUCCAGGUGUUUCAUGGAGGAAUCCCGAUACUGACCCUAAUGCAAUUGAAAUGAGUGAAAAAUUCUUAGAGAAGCUAAUAGCUGCAGCAGCACCUACAAAAAGUAUUGUUGGAGCAUAUCUUAAUUAUAUUGAUCCAUAUUUACGAGAUUGGCAAACCAUGUAUUAUCGUAAUAAUUGGGAUCGUCUACGAGAGAUUCAAACAAAAUGGGAUCCGACAUGGUAUUUUCGCUUUCCACAAGGUAUUCCACCCUAUAAUAAACAGCUGAACGACAGCACAGUAACUAACACAAGCGUGAUUACUGUUGGUAGCCUAAUUAUGCUAGUAUUGUCACAAUUUUUUUCUUUCAUGUAUUAA